This is a messenger RNA of Salvelinus fontinalis (brook trout), 950 nucleotides long. RefSeq names its product cysteine-rich PDZ-binding protein-like. The transcript is spliced from 5 exons. The record is from RefSeq and is a predicted model, not a curated record. Lineage: Eukaryota; Metazoa; Chordata; Actinopteri; Salmoniformes; Salmonidae. The coding region runs from base 95 to 418 and encodes 107 amino acids. Gene Ontology annotation, molecular function: microtubule binding; PDZ domain binding. Gene Ontology annotation, cellular component: dendrite. Gene Ontology annotation, biological process: cytoplasmic microtubule organization.
AACGGAAACGGGAAGUUUAUAACUGACUAGCUACACAUUUAGGUCCAGUUUAUUAGUGGUGUUAGCCAAAAGUGUUGUACAAAACGAGGAAACUAUGGUUUGCGACAAUUGUGAGAAGAAGCUGGGCAGGGUGAUAACUCCAGACACCUGGAAGGACGGAGCAAGGAACACUACAGAGAGUGGUGGGCGGAAGCUGAAUGAGAACAAGGCUCUGACAUCUAAGAAGGCUAGGUUUGAUCCUUAUGGGAAGCCAGGAAAAUCAGGCAAGUCGUGCUUUGGCAUCUGCCGAAUCUGCAAGAGCUCUGUUCACCAAUCAGGAUCUCACUACUGCCAGGGCUGUGCCUACAAGAAAGGGAUCUGUGCCAUGUGUGGGAAGAAGGUUCUGGACACCAAGAACUACAAGCAGACCUCCGUCUGAUAGGCUUCUGACAGGCCACCAAUAUAACCAGAGAAAGAAGGGGAGUGAGAAAGAAAAGGAGGGGAAGGAAGGUGGGCAUGAGAAAUUACCGCUUUAUUGUGUAGCAGGCUUGCUUUGACCCCGUCUAAAACUCUCAUAGCAGAGAUACAGUCAAAGGGUUCUUACUCUUUCCAGCUCUAUCUCGUGUGUGUGUGUGUGUGUGUGUGUGUGUGUGUGUGUGUGUGUGUGUGUGUGUGUGUGUGUGUGUGUGUGUGUGUGUGUGUGUGUGUGUGUGUUAGAGAUGGAGCCGUGUUUCCCUCCCUAUUGUACAGCUCCUAUAACCCUCAGCUUUUAGCAGCAAUAAGUGGCCAGUACUGUUCCACACACCAAAUCCGAGACUACUUUUAGUUUUAAUAGCUGGACUGAUGGUUUCUCUCCGGUUGUGUCAAACCUGCUCUGAUACAGGAGUUUCCUUUUAUCAAUUCAUUGAGAAUUAUAUCACGUGUCAUGUUUUUGAGUGCAUUAAAAUAUUAAAUAUGUAAUGGCAAUGAAA